Anopheles moucheti is the source of this 4525-nucleotide messenger RNA. RefSeq names its product palmitoyltransferase app (gene app). The record is from RefSeq and is a predicted model, not a curated record. Gene Ontology annotation, cellular component: Golgi apparatus; endoplasmic reticulum. Bases 872 to 3535 code for a protein of 887 amino acids. The transcript is spliced from 10 exons. Gene Ontology annotation, biological process: protein targeting to membrane; peptidyl-L-cysteine S-palmitoylation. Gene Ontology annotation, molecular function: protein-cysteine S-palmitoyltransferase activity. Lineage: Eukaryota; Metazoa; Arthropoda; Insecta; Diptera; Culicidae.
CCAUGUAUGGUGAUCGCGACCCGAAAGCUGCAGCAGAAUUUGGUAACAAUUGCAGACAAAUUUGCUCUCUAGACGCUUUCUACCUGCUGGAAUCCAGUGUAAAGAUGGUUCGAAUGUGCGGGAAUGUGCGGUGUAGUGAGCGCGUCUAUGUACGAGUGCAGUAGCCAAGCGUUCUUUGCACGUCUAUUUCCAGCCUCGUCCACAGUGCCCCAGUGAUGAGUGAUGACAACCGUCAAAUAGAAUGUGUUUUUUUAGUGCGCCGAUUAAACGAACCGCAUCCGGCGGUUUCUAAUGCAGACUGUUUGCAGUAGGCCGUGUCGGAUGUAGUGUGUCCUGUAAAAAAGAAAAGCAUGCUGCGGCAUUUGUGUAGUGAAAAAGUGUAGUUGAAUAAUCUAGCCGUGUUUGUGUCUGUGCUGCGUUUUGGCGUAUCGGUUCGUCAUCCUGCAUCUUUCCUCUUUAUACUGCGUGCUUAUUUUAUGGGCUUGCUAAAACUGAAAUGUAGUGUAAACUAUAGUUGAUUAGACAUGUUCGUGAAGAAAUCUGCCGAAAGGAACCAUAGUAGUCAACAAACAACCGAUCCUGUUUUAAAAUAGAAGACGCAUCCUAGCAGGAAAAUAAAUUGACGUCUGAAUCAUUCUGCAGAAAGAUCACGAUUGUUAUUGCUAUGCAGAAGAAAAAACUAUUGCUUAGCAACAUUGUGACUUGAUCAUCAAGAAUCCUAUAGUUGAUAUGGUUUGUGUGUAAGGUGAUGUAAAACCGGGGAAUUUUCCAUCUUCUGGAGAUAAAAGAUAGUUAUUAGUAGGAAACUAUCCGGGCCUGACAAUAGUAACGCAAGACGCAGACAAAAACGGCCGAACUCAUAACGUAGAAAAUGGCUCCGAGUCAGAAGGUGACGAAAAAAUGGGAAAUAUUUGCCGGUCGGAACAAAUUCUUCUGCGAUGGAUACUUGAUGACGGCACCAAACUCGGGCGUGUUUUACUUCACGGUCAUACUGAUUACCGCGACCAGUGGAUUAUUUUUCGUGUUUGACUGCCCAUUUCUGGCACAACGAAUCACGCCAGCAAUUCCCAUUAUCGGUGGUAUACUGUUCAUUUUCACGCUAAGCUCCCUGUUUCGGACGGCUUUCAGUGAUCCUGGCAUCAUUCCGCGUGCUUCACAGGACGAGGCGGCUUACAUUGAGAAGCAGAUCGAGGUGCCAAACUCGCUUAACAGCCCUACCUAUCGGCCGCCGCCUCGCACCAAGGAGGUCUUCGUGAAAGGACAAACGGUGAAGCUCAAAUAUUGCUUUACGUGUAAAAUAUUCCGACCACCACGCGCCUCCCACUGCAGCUUAUGUGAUAAUUGCGUUGAUCGAUUCGAUCAUCACUGUCCAUGGGUGGGCAACUGCGUUGGCAAGCGAAACUAUCGGUUCUUCUACAUGUUCAUCGUCUCGUUGGCAUUCCUAGCAGUAUUCAUAUUUUCUUGCACAACGACUCACAUAGUAAUGUUAUUAAAGGAAGAUACCCAGUUCAUUGACGUCGUCAAGCGGACUCCUUCCAGUGUGAUAAUAGCGAUAAUUUGUUUCUGUUCGGUGUGGUCUGUUAUCGGGUUGGCUGGAUUUCACACUUACCUUACUACGAGUGAUCAAACAACGAAUGAAGAUAUAAAAGGUUCAUUCAGCUCAAAGGGUGGCCAACAGGCAAUAAACCCGUAUUCGCAGGGAAACAUUUGCUUAAACUGUUUUCACAUACUGUGCGGCCCGAUAACACCCUCGCUGAUUGAUCGACGCGGUGUCGUUACGGACGAGUAUCGGACGCAAAUGCAGGCGACAGAUAAAUACAAUAGUGCCACUGUACCACCGUUGGUUGUGAUGCAGCCAGGAAUGGAUACACUGAACAAACAUUACAGUAUGGAUCAUGAAUUUCAAAACGCAACCAAUGGAGGAGGUGUAGGUGGCAAUGGAGUGUACCGGCAGCGCAGCUACGACAACUUACAAAACGUUCCGAUUCCAACGAAUUUCAAAUACUUUGCACCACAGUCAAAGUAUAAUAGUGUCAGCGGGACAAACAUUGGUAAUGGUGCUGGCAGCACAUAUUGCUACAGCGAUCAGAGUCAGCUACUAGGGUCAUCUCUCGGUGGUGGAAUAUCGCCCUCCACUGUGCUGCUGAGAGGUGGUAUCGGUAGUGGACCGAUGCCGCUGCUAAAGAGCCAAUCUGAGUUUCUUCACAACACACAACAUGUGCCACAUCCUUUGACACCGAAUGGAGCCAACAGUGUUUCCCAACAGCAGCUGCUACAGCAAAAAACGCAACCGUUGCAUAUGAUGAGCUUGAACAUGACGCUACCCCGCUAUCCGUACCAUCGAAAUCGAGCGAUCGGUAUUCGCAAAUCUUCUCAUGAUCUACAGUUUCCCAUAUAUCAGCAUCAUCCGCUUGAAGACGGUAAGCAAACGAUGUACGGUAGCAGUGGCACUUACAAUUCGGGCCCAUACUGUUUGGGCAAUGUGCCCGAUAGUAGUAUGAACAGCUUAAACAAUCACUUCAAUCCGGCGGCCAACGGACCGCCGCCAAUCGUGAUUCCGUACAGUAACGGAUUAAUGCUAAAGGAUUCGUCAGCCUCGUCGUCAUCGUCGGGCGGUUCUUCAUCCACCUCCGCUUCGACCGCUACCAUAUCGUCCAAUUCGACAUCCUCCGCUACCUCAUCGCUUGAUCGACGUUGUCGAAGCAAUCUGCUCCCAUCCGGUUCGGGAUCCGGUUCGUAUCUAGCAAGUUAUGAUACGAUCACUACGCUCUCCGACCACCACCAACAGCAGGUGCAACAACAGGUACAGCAAAGGCAAAAUGUUACGCCACACACGUGCCCAAACAGCCCGCGGACGAUCCGCUGUGGUAGUCCUAGUUGCAGCAGUGAGCUGGAUCCGAUGCUACAUUCGAAAACGAGCGGAGGUGGCAAACAACACACUAGCGGGGCAUAUCAUCGCCAUCGACACCAUCAGCAACAAAAUGGUGGAUACACCAAAUUCUACCGCAGGCCAUCUUAUCAAAUUAAAUCUUCCCAAUCCCCUACACCACCACUGGCACUGCAGUCGCCCUUGACCGGUCCAACUACAUUUGGUAAUAAUGGGCCAGGAACCAAUCCCGUGUCACCGGCUCUUUCGUUUAGCCAAUUUAGUCCCAGUUUUUGGAGUGCGAACACUUGCGUUUCGUCAAGCAAUCGGAGCAGCAUGCUAAGUGCGACCAGUACAUUAGGUGGCAGCAGUACGCCUUAUGUGGAAUGUACGAACGGUAUGAAUGGGAGUGAUGGUGGUGGAAGUGGAGUUGGCGGAGUUGGCAUGGGUGGACAAGGAACAGGUGGUACUGGAGGAGGAGGAGGCGGAGGAGGCGGAGGAGAAAUAGGAAAUGGAGGAGGAGGAAUGGGAAACAAUACCGGUAAUAAUAGUCCGUACGUACAGCGGCGUGGCGGAAGCGACAAGCAGCGCUUCUCAAACGUUUUCGAGUAUCAAUUUAACAAUUUUGAUCUCAACUCGAUACAUGAGGAUGCUACGAACGAAACCUAGCAUAUACUACAUUUUUAGUUUUGUAAUUUUUUAUAAUUUCACAUAAUGCUCUCCGCUACCGUAUUCCAAUUUCAUUUACAUUUGAUCGGACACGCAAAGGAAAACACUCGAUUGCAAAUGGAAAAGUCAAGACUUUAGUCUUUCUAGCGCAGCUUCAUUACACAGGCACAUGCUUGUAUUAUUUGGUUUUGUUGUUUGGACACAUUGAUUUGUCAUAUUACAUGUUUUGCUGUACCGUGUGUUUGUCACAAAUGCAGUUGGAAUUUUCCUUUAUUUUUCUGUUGGUAUGUAUAUAACACAAUGACGUACUAUUGUUUUUUUUAUGUCGAGAACAUUAGCUUCCUCGAUGAAUCUGUUAUUAUCACUUUACAGUGUUGAUAAGAAAAUGUUAUAUUUUAAAAGUGAAAAUUUAUUGUAUUGUUUAUCCUUAGUUAUUAUUAUUAUUAUAGUUUAUUGAGCUCUCCAGAGUUUAAUAAUAAUACAACAUCAAAUAACAUACUGUUUGUAUGUUUAAAUUUGAGAGAAAAAGAAAAAGAACAAGUAAUAAUUUUUGUUUUGUAUUUUAAAAGUUAUAAUUGAAAAGAUUAGAUCAAAUCAUAUUCACGAUAAAACAAUGCAUCUAUUAUCAAAUCAAAGCCCCACAUAGUGGUAUUAAUAUGCAUAAGGCUAAGAAAAUGUGAUGGAAAAAUUACAAGAAUCCUAAAAAUGUAUCAAUCGUUCGAACAUUCUAAACUUUGGCUUAACUUUAGUGCUGUCAUUCACUAUCAUUCUAUUUCCUGCUCGAAAAUAAAGGUUACCAAUUAGUUGGUCUGUUAAAUGAUGGCAAACGGUUGUUACGGUUUUAUGUUUCCAAACCAAAAAGUAGUAUUUUAACGUUCCUGAAAGAGAUUCUGAGUUACUUUGGCUUCAUUUUAUAGUAUUGCUUUGUUCGCUAGUAAGAAAACCACACACCAAACACACCAUUUCAUUUCUUCAAGUAUUGUUUUCUAA